Ixodes scapularis (black-legged tick) is the source of this 1218-nucleotide messenger RNA. RefSeq lists its product as uncharacterized. The transcript is spliced from 10 exons. Bases 1 to 1218 code for a protein of 405 amino acids. Lineage: Eukaryota; Metazoa; Arthropoda; Arachnida; Ixodida; Ixodidae. The record is from RefSeq and is a predicted model, not a curated record.
AUGAGUUUCCUAAACGUUAUUUACUUAUGCAUAGAGUUAUUGAUCACUCCUUAUUACAUUGACUGUUUUCCCGAUGUACCGAGUAAGUACGUGAGCGAUAAAUGCAAAGAGGCAGCUAAACAUUUUGCCGUACCAAAUGUUCCACUGGCGUACAACAGUGCACUUUUUUGCAUGUAUCAAAACCUUCAGGUUUUGCAAGAUAUGCCAUCGCUGCAUUUGGCUUUGACGACACCCCACACUGGAAGGUCAAUUUGCAAGAUUGAAGUCAUCUCGUUCAAUAAUGCAACUAAGAAGGUCAAUAUGUCUAUAUCUGACACUGAUUUGAAAGGAAACUGCAUUGCGCGGAAUGGUAAAGAUGUUGUGGAUGCUCUUGAAGAUCACAAAACCAAGCAACUUUCCACGUUACGAAUUCCACGAAAUAUAGGGUGGAAGGCUCAGCGAUUUCAAGGGGAAAACUCCCGACUUCUUUUUACGGACUACAGGAAAUGCUUAAUUUUGAUUGCUUCGUUCUAUAAUGUGAAAUAUUGUGAGCUUUUCGUGAAAACUGACCCCAAAAUUAAUAUGCACAAUACGCCAUGCCACCCAAUUUACCGUAUCUACUGCGGGUAUGGACGGCAAACUCGAGAUGUAUUUCCGAACCCCGUCAAUUCUUCAAGUGAUGAAGACUAUUUAACGGAAGCUCACAGUCUUCGACUUUUACUUGAACAGACAGAUCCGUUAAAAGAAGAUACGAACUUAAUGAACGAUUAUCAGUUGAUCACGGAGGUUUUGUACAACAGCCCAGACAGUAAAUUAUAUGCCUCAACCGAUGGAGGGAAUGACCGGCUAUGUGAAAUACACAUUUACCAGAUCUUUCCUAAUUUCGCAGACUUGGAUGUCCGAGGGGUAUUCAGUCGCAGAAAUUACAAAGUAUCCUUGUGGUCCUACUAUUCAAAGGACGCAAAUGCAUUUUCCCGAACGCAAAUUUCACUUUUGGAUCAGCAAGCUGGUACGGACUCCAGCCUCAUGCGAGUGCGACGGGUGCUGCUGUCCAAUUUCCAGAACUGCUACGUAUUCAAAUCAGUAAACGACAAAAACAGAACUCCUCUUUGUGAGUUUUUUGUAAAGAAUAAUACCGACAUCACCACUGGCUUGGAUGAAUGCUGGUUCACAUUCCUCGCAUACUGUGGAUAUCCGAAGGCAAUGUACAAAACCAAAAGCUGUUACUCACUUGAAUGA